Messenger RNA from Pseudophryne corroboree (corroboree frog), 5339 nucleotides. It is a transcript of the gene TDRD12, whose product is annotated as tudor domain containing 12. Gene Ontology annotation, biological process: germ-line stem cell division. Bases 189 to 5198 code for a protein of 1669 amino acids. Lineage: Eukaryota; Metazoa; Chordata; Amphibia; Anura; Myobatrachidae. The transcript is spliced from 35 exons. The record is from RefSeq and is a predicted model, not a curated record.
UUCCCGCGGGGGCGGGAAUUCUGUAGAAGCAGCGCGGCGGUGACGUCAACGCUUUCCUCCCAGCCUCCUCCACUUCCUCUUCCUUUACAUCAAGGUGGUGCUGGUGUGACGGUGAGAGCUGCGGGCUACCGGAAUAAUAUAUACAGAAUAUCUUCAUCUGCAUUAAAGUGUCUGUGAAUGUGAAAGUCAUGUAUGAGUUAUCAGUGCUUAAGGUGACAGAUCCGAGCUGCUUUUUCUGUGAGAUACUGAAGCUGUAUGACAGUAAGGAAUACGAGCAGCUGUUUGAGGAGCUGAAUCUGCUGUAUGGCACAACGUACAGAGAUCUAGAAGAACUGAAGCCGGCGUCCUUAACUCUUGGGGCGUAUUGUGUCGUUUUCUGUGAAGAAAUGAAGAGCUGGUGCAGAGCUACCCUGGAAUCGCCCGCUUGUAGUGCUCAGUUUGAGAUAGUCGAAUGUUUUCUGCUUGACUACGCUUUGUACUGUCCCAUUAAGAAGAGCAACAUACGGUUUCCUCUGAAGGAAUGUGAAAAGGUUCCGAUCCGAGCAAGGAAGUUUAAGUUACACCAGAUUCAGCCGAUAUCGCUACACUUCAACGUGUAUGAGAACAAAUCAGACUUUCGAUUGACCAAGAAGUGGGACACUGCUGCCAUCCAUUAUUUUCAGCAACUGUUGAAUGAGUCGACCAAGGUCGAAGCACAGCUGUGUUCUGUGGAAGACAACUGCAUGAGCGUAUACCUUUAUCUUACUACUAAAGACUCUGUGAUUUGUGCUAAUGAUGAGCUAGUGGUAAAAAAGUUUGCUCGUUAUGCUGAGGAAAGUUCUACUAAGAAGAUUGAAAUUGGGAAAGGAGUUGUUCCCUUGUCACAAGAACUUCAGUCAUCGGAACUACAAAAUGGACACGCAAUGCUGCCCUUGUGCCAAGAACAACCCAAAUCUGUACAAAGUCAAGUGUCUACAGCAGCGAGUGCUUGCACUGGGUUACUGUUCCCGGCAUGGAGUGUUCUGGGUCUUUCACCAGGAAUAGCCAUAGGGAAUGUUGAGAAGACUGGUGCGGAGAUGAGGAGCCACAAUGAGGAGACUGCUGUCCCUCAUUACAAAGAAGAGUCUCAACCUUCAGGAUUCAAGAGUGAAAACCUGUUUCUUCAACUGGGCAAAGUGGCGCCUCCAUCCUUAGCAUGGGAGAUAGAGAACACAGCACUUCCACUGGGCAAAGAGUCACCUCCAUCCUUAGCAUGGGAGAAAGGGAACACAGCGCUUCCACUGGGCAAAGAGGCACCUCCUUCCUUAGCAUGGGAGAAAGGAGAGACAGUGCUUCCACUGGGCAAAGAGUCACCUCCGUCCUUAGCAUGGGAGAAAGGGAACACAACGCUUCCACUGGGCAAAGGGGCACCUCCAUCCUUAGCAUUGGAGAAUGGAGACGCAUCGCUUCCACUGGGCAAAGAGUCACCUCCAUCCUUGGCAUUGGAGAAAGGAGACGCAGUGCUUCCACUGGGCAAAGAGGCACCUCCAUCCUUAGCAAGUGAGAAAGGAGACUCAUUGCUUCCACUGGGCAAAGAGGCACCUCCAUCCUUAGCAUGGGAGAAAGGAGACACAGCGCUUCCACUGGGCAAAGAGGCACCUCCAUCCUUAGCAUGGGAGAAAGGAGACACAGCGCUUCCACUGAGCAAAGAGGCACCUCCAUCCUUAGCAUGGGAGAAAGGGCAAGCAGCGCUUCCGCUGGGCAAAGAGGCACCUCCAUCCUUAGCAUGGGAGAAAGGAGACACAGCGCUUCCACUGAGCAAAGAGGCACCUCCUUCCUUAGCAUGGGAGAAAGGGAACACAGCGCUUCCACUGGGCAAAGAGGCACCUCCAUCCUUAGCAUGGGAGAAAGGAGACACAGCGCUUCCACUGGGCAAAGAGGCACCUCCAUCCUUAGCAUGGGAGAAAGGAGACACAGCGCUUCCACUGAGCAAAGAGGCACCUCCAUCCUUAGCAUGGGAGAAAGGGCAAGCAGCGCUUCCGCUGGGCAAAGAGGCACCUCCAUCCUUAGCAUGGGAGAAAGGAGACACAGCGCUUCCACUGAGCAAAGAGGCACCUCCAUCCUUAGCAUGGGAGAAAGGGCAAGCAGCGCUUCCGCUGGGCAAAGAGCUUCCACUAUCACCCUAUCAAGAACACAAAGUGCCAACUAGCCCUGGCCCUUUAAUGAGCAUCCUAGAUCAUGGAUCAAGGCUGACUGCAGGGGUUCCAGAAAAUACUGACGUCCGUAUUAGGCUUCACAUUGAGGAGAACUCUGAUUCACCAGUGCAAGAAGAGUUACAGUCUUCAGAAACUGAGGCCUGUUCUCCAGAGUUAAUAUGGCCUGCGUGGAGUAAUAUAGAUCACAGACGAAGACUAUCUGGUGAGAUCAGAGAGAAAUCUGCUGGCAAAAUCAGCAUGCGGAGUGAUGGCAGGCCGACAUUAACAGAAGAAUGCCAGGAGAAACAAGCCUUCAUCAAACUUGUGCAGUGUUUAAACCCAACGCCUGAAGAAGAGUUAUUGGAAGACUAUAGAAAGUGUACCAGAAAAGCGCAAUAUCCAAUAUUUGUGAGCAAGUCCCUAAUAUCUUAUUCCACUCUUGAAUCUGCAACACUGUAUACAGAUAUUAAAAAGCGACUGUUGACGACUGGCUACGAUGGACCAAAUUUGACAGAGUCCUACUGUUGGGCCCCUAUAGCUCAGGGGUUUGAUACAAUUGUAAUCACUCAUAAAGGAUCAAAUCCUAUGUGUUACGUUCCUCCUCUGUUGUCAUUCCUAAAUAUUGCAUCAGUUGCGUACAAAUACCUGGCUGCAAAACAUGGGCCCUAUGCAGUGAUCAUCUGUCCGGGAUGGGACAAGGCCCAUGAAGUGUACAAGCUGCUGAUGGACUAUAGUAAAUGCAUCCGUCCAAUAAGCCCCAUGCUUCUGUUGGUUGGACUUAAAAAGGAGGAGGUUGAGAGCAUUAACCUUAGAAAGCAAUGUGAAGUGAUCGUCACUACACCAAAUAGCUUGCUGAGAUGUUUGGCGCAUCAUGGAUUCCUUUUACUGAGGCUCUGCCAUCUAAUUCUUGAUGAGGUGGAUGUAUUAUUCUCCAAAGCCGGGCCACAAAUGUCAGUGAUAUUAGAAACCUACAAGAAAAUGGUGUCAUCUGAGAAUAGAGACGUAACUCCUCAGCAGAUUGUGGCUGUUGGCAGUACGUGGCACCACGACAUUGAGCUGUUAUUACAGUACACCACAAGUCCACAGGUUAUAAUCACCAGAAUGGAGCAGGCAGCAGUCUUUGCAAAUGUCCAACAGGUGUUAGAGAUGUGCCUAGACUGUGAGAAAUUGUCUGUAUUUCUGCAGUGCUUAGAUGUCACACCAGUGAAUGCCGAGAAAGUCCUCAUCUUCACAAAGUCUUCUGAGGAAGCUGAAUUGGUGCACAAAGCUGUUAAAGCUAACUCCAUCUACUGUUUAUUGCUACACCGGAAUCUAAUGCACAAUUUUAACCAUGUUCUGGAGCAGUGGAAUAAGAUUUAUAGCCGUGGAACAGUCGUGGCCUUGGUGGUCACAGAUGACUUUGCACCUAUUAUGGAGAUCACAGAUGCCACCUGUAUUAUCCACUGGAGUUUUCCAGAGAACGUUGGUGUAUUAAGUCUGCGUCUGUUUUCUUUGCUGGAUUACAUUCAGAGUAAAAUCAAUAAGGUGACAGUGGAUAAAGAGGACUACUUGAGGGCCAAGUCUGUGUUGCUAAUGACAGAGAAGCAAGCAUGCCACGCAGUUGAACUACUGAAUUUUUUACAACAAACACAGGCCACAAUCCCACCAGAACUCUUACUCCUUACUCAUGGGAUCUCAAAGGCCAUGGAUGACAUAAAGUCACAGCGGGAACUUUGCCCAUAUCUUAAAACUCUUGGGUAUUGCAUCCAUGAUAAAUUCUCCUGUCCCGACCGGCAUCGGAUUAAUCCCGCUCUGGAUCUUCACAGUGGAGUAUCCCCCAUUCCAGAGACAAGCCAGUACAUAAACGUUCUCCCCCUCUGUAUUGUGGAUGCAACUCGAUUCUUUGGACGUAUAGUAACGAAAAGCGAUCCAUAUGAUAAACUUGUUGCACAUCUCAGUGAUUAUUACCAGUCACCUAUCAAUACAUUGCCAAAGCAAAAAGUGGUGUGCAAACAGUUGUAUGCAAUGAAAGACGAUUCCACUUAUCACAGGGUCCUAGUGUUGUCUACAAAGACGGUGGAUAACAUUUUGUAUGCACAUGUGCAGUACAUCGAUGAUGGAAAGGUGGAUGAGGUCCUUGGAAAUAACUUGUUACCGCUUCCCCCAGCAUUUCACAUGCUCCCACCUCAGUGCAUGGAGUUCAUUGUGUGUAGAGUGAAGCCCAUUGAUAAUGAGGACAAGUGGGAUCCUAAAGUGAUCAGGAUUAUUAGUAGGAAUGUGAGAGGAAAACAACACAGAGCUAAAGUUGUUCUCAUUCUGGGAAACACUUACUGGCUGGAUCCCAUGGUGCAGGUGAGCACUCUGGAUGGUUUACCUGCCUGUGUGUAUGAGCUUAAUGUUCGGCUUGAGAUCCUAUCUACAGGCCUGGGGACAGAUAACCCACAACAUGUAGCCCAGUUGCAAGCAUUACUGGAACCGAGCGGCUCGUCAACUGAAGUCAGGGCAUCAGAUGAGCAAUUGACAAGUCUUGCCCGGAAUACUGAUGACCACUGCGUUUCAGCUCCCCCUCAUCUGGAGGUUACAGAUUCUGAUAAACAAGAUUAUAUACCUGAUGAUGCAGAACCUCCACUGAAUGUCUCAUCUCCAAGCCUGCACCCAGAAAUCCUUUGGUGCGAAAAAGACGAUGAUCUUAUCAUAACUGUGAAGUUACGAGGGAUUACAGAUUACAAGUGUAUGUUUUAUAGGGACAGGGUCGUGUUUAGUUGUGAAGCUGGAGGGAAGCAAUAUAAAGCAGAUCUGGAGCUCUACAAAGAGAUUGUGGAAGAGAAGUCCAAGUGCUCCAUUAAAAACGGAGAACCUGUUAUAUCAUUAAAGAAAAGUAACGUUGAGAUAUGGAACAAGUUUUUAAAAACAAAGAAUCCAAACGUGCGGUUUGAUUUUGAGCACUUAGAGGAUUCCGAGGAGAACAUCUGGCUUCCGCCACAUCCCAAAUCCUCCCAAAAGUUUUACUCUGCGAUAAGUGAAGAGAUGGUGUCCUCUGAAUACAGCGGAUCUGAAAGCGAUUAGUCCAAGUUCUCAUCAGGCAGCAACCCACAAGGAUGGUGGCGAUUACACGUUCAGGCGGAUCUGAUGACACUUUGAGGGGCCUGGAAAACAAUCUCCCAUUUAUUUACAUGCAGUUCAGGAUUCUUGGGUUAAACAUUUCUG